Molecule: messenger RNA, 4770 nt
Organism: Trachemys scripta elegans
Lineage: Eukaryota; Metazoa; Chordata; Testudines; Emydidae
Gene: PPP3CB
Product: protein phosphatase 3 catalytic subunit beta
Exons: 13
Coding region: 168-1541 (457 amino acids)
Biological process (GO): calcineurin-mediated signaling
Cellular component (GO): calcineurin complex; cytoplasm
Molecular function (GO): calmodulin-dependent protein phosphatase activity; calmodulin binding
Source: RefSeq, a predicted model, not a curated record
GCGCGCGGUGCAUGUCGGUCCCGAGGCGGACUGUCCCCUCGCUGUGGGGCACUCGGAGUCUCGCCUGACGCCAUGUUCCUUUGGGCAGCUGCCGCCCGGGGCUUCUAGCUGCCGCCGCCCCCGCAGCCUCUAGAGCCGCAGUCGCCGGCCGGGAGCAGAGCCAGGCCAUGUCCGUCAAGGAGGGGAGUAAGGGGCUGCCGCCGCCUCUCGGCACCAGCGACCGGGCCGUUAAGGCUGUCCCUUUUCCACCAACACAUCGCUUGACAUCUGAAGAAGUGUUUGAUAUAGAUGGAAAACCUAGGGCUGACAUUUUGAAGAAUCACUUAGUAAAAGAAGGUCGGGUAGAUGAAGAAAUUGCACUUAGAAUCAUCAAUGAGGGUGCUGCAAUUCUACGAAGAGAGAAAACUAUGAUAGAAGUUGAAGCCCCAAUUACAGUGUGUGGUGAUAUUCAUGGCCAGUUCUUCGAUCUAAUGAAGCUGUUUGAAGUUGGAGGAUCACCAGCUAAUACAAGAUACCUCUUCCUUGGUGACUAUGUAGACAGAGGUUAUUUUAGUAUAGAGUGUGUGCUGUACUUAUGGGUCUUGAAGAUUCUGUAUCCAAAUACAUUAUUUCUUUUGAGAGGCAACCAUGAAUGUAGACACCUCACAGAAUAUUUUACCUUUAAGCAAGAAUGUAAAAUAAAGUAUUCAGAAAGAGUCUAUGAUGCUUGUAUGGAAGCUUUUGAUUGCCUCCCUCUUGCUGCACUUUUAAACCAACAGUUUCUUUGUGUUCAUGGUGGACUUUCACCAGAAAUAAACACACUAGAUGACAUUAAGAGACUAGAUAGAUUCAAAGAGCCUCCUGCAUUUGGACCAAUGUGUGACUUAUUGUGGUCAGAUCCCUCAGAAGAUUUUGGAAAUGAAAAAUCACAAGAACACUUCAGUCAUAAUACAGUCAGGGGAUGCUCAUAUUUUUAUAGCUAUCCAGCAGUUUGUGAAUUUUUGCAAAAUAAUAAUUUGUUGUCGAUAAUUAGAGCUCAUGAAGCACAAGAUGCAGGCUAUAGAAUGUACAGAAAAAGCCAAACUACAGGUUUCCCAUCAUUAAUAACAAUUUUUUCGGCACCUAAUUACUUGGAUGUCUACAAUAAUAAAGCUGCUGUGUUAAAAUAUGAAAAUAAUGUGAUGAAUAUUCGACAGUUCAAUUGUUCUCCGCAUCCUUAUUGGUUACCAAAUUUUAUGGAUGUCUUUACGUGGUCAUUGCCAUUUGUUGGAGAAAAAGUAACAGAAAUGUUGGUGAAUGUUUUGAGCAUUUGCUCUGAUGAUGAAUUAAUGACAGAGGGAGAAGAUCAAUUUGACGUAGGUACAGCUGCAGCACGAAAAGAAAUAAUCAGAAACAAAAUACGUGCAAUUGGCAAGAUGGCAAGAGUCUUCUCUGUUCUGAGGGAGGAGAGUGAAAGUGUGCUGACACUCAAGGGUUUGACUCCCACUGGAAUGUUACCUAGUGGAGUGUUGGCCGGAGGACGACAGACUCUGCAAAGUGUUUUUCUUCAUAUUGCAUUAUAAACACCAGAGAGAGGAUCAAACUGACUAGAAAAACAUGUUUUGUUAACAUAACACAUGCAACAUAUUACCACUAGAGGAGAAAGCUGGACAUUUGGAAAGUAUGCAAAGGGGAAGGGAGGGUUUGGGUGUGUGUGUUUUUUUUUCACUGACUCCAGAAUGCUUUAUUGCGGUAUUCCUUGAUACACUGAAUCAAUACAUUAGCUAUUUCAUUCUUGUUUCACUGUUUCAAAAUAAUCCAAUUGUUAACUUUUCUUAAAAUGUAAUUUAGUUCUUACUGAUCAACAUGAACCAAUUUAUUUAGAUUUUUAUCUUGUACUAACUAUGUAUGCAUCUUUUAAACAGAACCUAUUAAAGAUUUUAAAUAUAAAUACAACACAGUUUCCAAACUACAAAAGGAAAAGUUCUGAAGUAAAACAACUAUAAUACAAACCUCACUAAUUUACACUUUGUUAAAUCAUUGCAAAAUUGGUGAACUCUGCACUUCUUGGCAAAUAUUUAUUAGCCAAUGUUAUAGUGAGGUUUCACAUUGAAAAGAUUUCAUUAUUUUUAAAAAAUAUUCUGUAUUUACCAGUAUAGUAUGAAAUGUCAUAAAUAAUUACAGCUAAACUACAUUUUAGAAAAUAAAUGAACAAAGCCUAUUUUGUGAUGUAUAAUCCUUGCUUUUCUAUUGUUUUUUGUUCACUUGCUAGUUCACAAAAUUCAGUAAUGAUCAAUGGGUUUCCCAGUCACUGAUGCUAAUUAGCGAAGUUCUCUUGUGUUGAUAAUUGGAAAAAUCAUCUGUUUGCAUCUGUAUGCAUUGUCAAAGCUCAAUCUGCUUCCACUGGUAGUUUUUAUUUUAGUGGGGUUGUAUGUGGUUCAAGUGAUUUGGGCUGAAACUUUUUUUAUGAAAAUAGAUAGUGUAUCCAGAUAUAUUUGUAAAAUUAAUAUUUACUUUAAGUACAAACACAGAUAUAAAUAAACCAAAGUAAGCAUUUUGAAUUGGAGCUUCAGAAAUGUAAUUUGGACCCAACUUCAGAUUUUUGGCAAGAAAUACCUACAAUCAGAACUGUUUCAUUUUGAGAUCAAACAAAAACUGGGCACAACAGUCCUUAAAGGAACAAUAAACUCUGUACUAAGUUAUUAGAAGAGACUAUGAUGUUUAAAACAAAACAAAACAGAUGAUAUUAGUACCUGUCAAUGUACAGCUAUACCUGAAAUAAUUUGUUCAGAGUUGGCCCCUUGGGGAAGAGCUGAUUGUCUGGGAUAGAAUGCAGCAUAGGGCACCUAAAAUGAUACCCAGUCUAAAGUAUCUAAAUUGUGAGGAAGGGUUAAACUGAUUCUCUUUGCAAAAUAAAAGAGACCGAGGUGUAACAACAUAAAUUCUAAGCAUCAUGUAAAGGGGUAUAGUCAAUAGACAUAUAUUUAUUGCUGAUAAGAGCAGAGGAAACAACCUGAAAAUUAGAGUAAAUUGGGAAUACCAGCAUAAUUAUAUCACACAAAAGGAAGUGAGCAUAUUAACCACUUGAAAACACCUGGAUUCAUUUCUGGAGGAGGGGUUCAGAGGAAUUCAAGGUUGUUGGUACUGAGAGAAAUUGUUAAAAGGGAAGGUAUUUGGGCAAUAUUGCCUUUGUUUGUAACAAUUAUUAUUUGAAGUGGAGUUAAGCAUUUAAUAGUAUAUUGCUUACAUGAGCAAAUUCAGGCAACUUUAUUUCACUUGUGCUUCAUUACUUUAAUAAUGCUGUAAGAUAUAACUUUUCUAAUGCCGUUUAUUCAACGCAAUGAAGUUGUCACCAUUUAUUUGAAUUAGGGCUGUCAAUUAACUGCCAUUAACACUUGGGAUUAACGCACAGCACAAUUAACACGUUCAUAUUUUUAACACACGUUAAUCGCAGACCCUCUGGGCGGGAGGGCAGCAUGAGCUCCUCUGAGAAACCUGUUUGGUCAGGCGCAGUAACACAAGCCGCCACCAGAGAGCGGGAAGAGAAGAGGCUACAGAAAGUAAGGUAGUUCUCAUCCCUGCCUUUUUAAAGUAAAAACAGGACGGUCAGGGGCUCGCUGGAGCGCGCCCACACAAACACCCCGCAGGGCUCACUGGAACCACCCUCCCCAUGCCUCCCAGGGCUGGGGCUGACCCCCUACCCCCACCCACUCUGUGCCACCUGCGGCUGGGGCUGAAUCCCAUGCUGCCCGCAGCUGGGGCUGUCUCGCUGAGCUCUGCACUGCCCACGGUGGGAUCUCCCCUCCCCCCCCCAUCCUGAGCUCAGGGGCAGACCCCCCACCCCCGAGCCCUGUGCCAUCUGCAGCUGAGGCUGAUGCCUCCUUCUGUGAGCCACGUGCUGUCUGUGGCUGGGGCUGACCCUCCACCCCAAAGCCCCGUGCCACUCGGGACUGGGGCUGACCCCACCAUCCCCAAGCUCCAUGCCUCCCCCAGCUGAGGCUGAUUUUCCCCCUCCCACCCCGAGCUCUGUGCCUCCCCCAGCUGAGGAUGACUUCCCUCUCCGCCCCCCCCGAGCUCUGUGCCUCCCCCAGCUGAGGCUGACUUCCCCCUCCCCUCUCCCCCCGAGCUCUGCGCCUCCCCCGGCUGAGGUUGACACCCGCCCCCGAGCUCCGCGCCGCCCAGGGGUCAGCUCCGAAGCCAGCACUGCCUGCCAGCAGCAAAUUUCUCCAAUUUCCUGCUGGUGGGCUCUGCUGCCUUCAGCAGCCACCUCUCUCUACUCUGCUUUGGAGCUGGGACAAAUACCCAGUUUUGGCGAAGAAGUAGGGAUGGCCGGGACAGAGCUGAAAAAGGGGACUGUCCUUGCCAAAACAUGACAUAUCACCCUAGCCAUCCCGAGCCCUGUUGUUCCCGGCUGACCCGUCACUCCUGGGACCAACCCCCCUGAAUCAUGCCCAUUUGCGCCGAGCUGGCCGCUCACUCCAAGGGUACCCCUCUGGCGAGCUCAGCCUCCCUGCACCAGCUUCUCCUGCCAUGCAGUAUGAGGAGUCCCUGAGGUAAAAUCCACCUUCCCUUGCAAACAAGGGCUCACUCAGCUGAAGGGAGCCCUCCUAGCUUAGUAAAAGGAGGCAAGCCCAGUACCAGAAACCACCCUUCCAGAAGCAGCAGCAAGACACCUCCCUCACCCUCCUCCUGCACAAGUUAUUGCUUACUCCCCCCUCCUCGUCCUCCCCCAACAUGGAAUGCUUGUUUGUCUGAGUAAUUGGCUGAACAAGAAGUAGGACUGAGUGGACUUGUAGGCUCUAAAGUUUUAUU